AUGAUAUAUUCUAAGCUUAUCUCCCUGCUAAUUAUUGACGCCAUUGGAUUCAGUACUCUUUGUUUGGCUGAGCAAAAGGGAAAAUGUGGUAGCCCCGAAACUGAUUAUUCUCCAUGUGUGGCUAAGAAUCGAGCUGAUUUAGUAUUUCGACAAUGCUGCCAACUGUAUGUACCUGAAGAAUGUCACGAUUUGUGCCAGUAUGAAACGGAAGAAAUUGCCGCUAGAAACUUGCUGUUGAAAACAACUGAGUCAGGCAAAUGUGAUCUAAAACACAUCAGUGCUGUGCUGUAUUGCGCAUCACAAAAUCAGGAUAAUCGCAAAUGUUGUGAGCACUUAAACUUAGCAGACAGUAAACUGGGUGUAGGAAAUCGCUGCUUACGAUUCUGUGACCCUGCGGGUCAAGGUAUUAAUGCCAUCAGUCGUACCGAUGUCACCUGCUUGUACAACUGGAAUGUACUAUUGUACUGUCACCAAAGUGGUAUCCCGACUGAUUAA
This is a messenger RNA of Thelazia callipaeda (thelaziosis nematode), 495 nucleotides long. Lineage: Eukaryota; Metazoa; Nematoda; Chromadorea; Rhabditida; Thelaziidae. The record is from the annotation of a GenBank genome assembly.